Microtus oregoni (creeping vole) is the source of this 1567-nucleotide messenger RNA. RefSeq names its product ADP-ribosyltransferase 3 (inactive) (gene Art3). The transcript has 11 exons. Gene Ontology annotation, molecular function: NAD+-protein-arginine ADP-ribosyltransferase activity; NAD+ poly-ADP-ribosyltransferase activity. The record is from RefSeq and is a predicted model, not a curated record. Bases 157 to 1317 code for a protein of 386 amino acids. Lineage: Eukaryota; Metazoa; Chordata; Mammalia; Rodentia; Cricetidae.
UAGGGGUGUUAUAAAAAGAAAACCAUCCCCAGGCAGCUCUCACUGUCAACAACACCCCAUCCUGGAGGGACUAUCACCACAGCUGAGCGUGGGAAGCAGUGUGAGCCUGGGCAUCGUUUAAACUUCCCGCAAAGGCACAAACACCAGAAGAGAAAAAUGAAGAUGGGACAUUUUGAAAUGGUCACCACCCUGCUGGCAGCCAUGACUCUAAUGGACGUCUUCCAGGUGAAGGCGGAAGUGUUAGACAUGGCGGAGAAUUCAUUUGACGACGAAUACCUGAAGUGCAGCACCAGGAUGGAAAUUAAGUAUGUUCCACAGCUGCUCAAGGAGGAGAGGGCAAACCAUGCGCUCCUGGAGACUGUGUGGGGUAAUGCAGAGGUCCUGUGGAAAUCUCGGAAGGCUCAGAUCUCGCCCCCCAUGAACUUCAAGGAUCCCCAUGGAAUAGCCCUGACGGCGUUCGUAACGGAGGCUCAAGCACAAACUCCCUUUUACCAUGAGUUCAACAGGGCUGUGACGUUGAUGGGCCAGUCCCGGAAAGACUACAUCUAUGACUUUCCCUUCAAGGCCUUUCAUUUUUACCUGGUAAGAGCCCUGCAGAUGCUGAGAAGACCUUGUGAGGACAGCUACAAAGAGGUGGUGUACCUCACACGCCCAGACACUUCCAUACUCGAAGAGCAAACCCAAGCCCGGCUGGGCAACUUCACACUGGCAUAUUCAGCCAAACCCCCGGCAGCUGACAACGAACCAUUGCUAACCAUCUACACCUGCUAUGGGGUUGACGUCGGAAGAUUUUUUGAGAAGAAAAGAGGAGGAGUUGUUUUAAUACCUCUGAGUGAGGUUUUUCAAGUGUUGCAGGAAGGAACCAGCAAUAACCUUCUUCUCCAGAGCAUAAACAGGACCUGCAGCUACUACGAGUGUGCUUACCUUGGGGGUCUAAAAAAUGAAAAGUGUGUUAAAAACUCAGAAUAUAUUGAACCAGUGUAUAUCUACAACCCCGAUCUGGAAGGGCAGAACCUGGAAGACUCUGUGCCUCGAAUCAAACCCUGGGCCCCCUGCAAGCUAGGUAGGAAAAGCCUUGACUCCACAGGACCUCCAGGAAUUAAAGUGCUAGAACCAGAUGAAAAUCCUCUCUGGAUGGAUAAUAAACCUGAAGACAAGCGUCAAGGAAAUGCUGACAAUCCUACUCUGGGUCCCGCCCCUGCACCAGGCCCCCGGAGCCACCCUUCGGCAUCAUCUGGCAGAAUGCUCCUCCCGUCAGUCACGGCAUCCACUGUGCUCAUUGUUACGUCUGCCAUACGCAUCUUCACUGCUCUCUAGCUCGAAAUCACACCUUAAUGUUUAUUUGGAAGACGCUACGGAGAUCCCACAGGAGGCCAAGAGAAAAGGUGUCUUUCUCACUCGGGCAGACACACUGUAAAAUAAGAACUGUUCCCUGGCUCACAGUUAAAAAGCUGGUUCAGACAGUGUAAGAGAAUUAACUCCUCAUUUCUGUUUAAGUUUAGGAUUGCAAAAACCCCAAAGCUGUAUUCUUUUGAUUGGAUUCAAUAAAAGUUUUAAGUUUAUUAAA